Molecule: messenger RNA, 1788 nt
Organism: Temnothorax curvispinosus
Lineage: Eukaryota; Metazoa; Arthropoda; Insecta; Hymenoptera; Formicidae
Exons: 1
Coding region: 1-1788 (595 amino acids)
Molecular function (GO): nucleic acid binding; RNA-DNA hybrid ribonuclease activity
Source: RefSeq, a predicted model, not a curated record
AUGAUUAAUGAGAGAUUGAUCUGGUGGGCUGAAAAAGAAGAAAAAUUUAGCUCGUCACAGAGCGGUUUCAGGAGGGGGAAGUCUUGUGCCGAUAACCUGGUCAGGAUUACAUCAGAUAUCCGAGCUGCUCUGAGUGCGGGCGAAUAUACCUUGGCUGCUUUCCUCGAUGUCUCUGCGGCAUAUGACAGCGUGGAAUUCCAUAUCAUGCUGGAUAGGCUAGUGGCGCUUGGCUGUCCUGCGGGUAUAGUCAAUUUUGUUCGUAAUUGGCUAUAUCGGAGAAAAGUUCAAUUUAUCGUCAACUCCGGUGAGUUCGUGGAUCGCUUUGUUUACAGGGGCCUCCCGCAAGGCGCCGUGCUUAGUCCGGCAUUGUAUUCGCUCCUCACUCGGGCUCUCCGUGAGGAUCUUCCGGCUGGGGUUGAAAUAGUGGAGUUUGCGGAUGACAUUGGCCUAUACGUCUCGGGUCAUAAUCGACGUCGGAAUCGACUCCUGCUUGAGCAAGCCGCUAACAUUAUUGCUCAGAAAUUAAAACUUAUUGGCCUUGAUCUUGAACCGAAAAAAACAGUUUUGGUCGAAUUCAAUAGAAAUGGUUACGUCGACAAAAGUUUGAGCAUCAAUAUACAAGGAUGCGAUGUAUUCAACUGCGACGGGGCCAAAUUUCUUGGAGUUUGGCUUGACAACAGCCUUAAUUUUCACCGUCAGGUCCAGGAAGUUAGAGGCAAAGUUAAUAGGGCCAACUCUGUUAUGAGAUACUUGUGCGGGGUGUCAAGGGGCUUGGAGGUUAACACGGCCCUCAUGCUCUAUAAAAGUCUGGUUAGAUCUGUCUCAGACUAUGGCAUCUUCAUAUAUUUCCCUAGAGACUCGGGAUUUCGGCUCAAGCUGGAAAGGACCCAAUAUAUGGGUAUACGCACCGCCCUGGGAUACAGGAACAGCACUCCCAAUAACGUUUUGAUAGCCGAAGCUAAAGUCAUGCUACUUAGAGAUAGAGCGAUUAUGCUAGGCAGGAACUUUAUUACAAAGGCUAUAGCUUAUAACAACAACGGUUUGUGUCUCAAAAUACAAUGUACCCUGGAUCGAGAGAAUUAUCGCCGUUUUCUUCUUCCGACUUACAAAUUUUCUAUGCUUUCUGAAAUUUGGAGGAAACUGAGAUUCAGGACGGGGAUUGGACCUCGGAGACAGUUCGAAGUUUUUCAGGGCCCCUAUGGCGCACAUACUUUUAGACCUUCCGUGGACCUGGUCACUGGUGAGUCAAGGAAGCAUGAGAGAUACCCGGAUGAGGUGCUUGUUCGUAACGUCGUCAGGAAACAUAAUUUGACCUUUCCUUUGGAAAUUAUUUACACGGAUGGUUCUUUUGAUGAGUCGUGCCGCUCGACGGGCGCCAGUAUUGUUAUAUCUGAUCAGGAUACUGCUUAUAAGAUUAGCCUCCCGGGUUCGUGUUCUUCGUUUACUGCUGAGGCGUUUGCUAUCAAAUCUGCUCUUCAACUUAUGAUCCUGCAGCAUGAGGUUAGGAAGAGAGUCAUCGUCAUUAUGUCUGACUGUAAAUCUGCUCUACAAUCGAUUUACAACAAUCAUAUUAAUGUCCAUAAAAAUCGGUAUGUCACGGAAGCUAGACGCUAUAUUUUCGAUCUGGAGACUAUAUACGGCAAAACGGUUAUCCUGCUAUGGAUCCCAGCACACGUUGGCAUUGCUGGCAAUGAGCUAGCGGACGUGCUGGCUAAGGAAGCGUCACAGGAGGAAGCUGACCCUUCAAUCGAAGUGCCGGUUGGAGACUUUAGGACACAGGAUAAAUAG